CUUUUCCCACGUGCGGGCGUUCUGCUUUCCCUGUGUGUCCGCAGCUCGCUGCCCUUGCCUCUGCCCGGCGGAGGGCCGUACUGUCAGAGUGCACUGCCCCUUUAAUUAGAGUGGCCCUGCGGGCGCCUUCCCGGGACAGCGCGCGCCCGCCUGCCCCGCGCGCGCGCCCGCCUGUCCGUCCGUCCCCCGCCCGCCCCUCGCUCCCGCCCCAGCUCGCGCUGCCCGGGCGGGCGCCGGCCGCUGGCGCCGCUUACUGCUGCCGCCCCCGGGGCGCGAUCCGCGGCCCGCCGCCCGGGGACCCGGCGAGGGGCGGGGGCAGCUCCCCCGAACUGGCCCCGGGUGUCCCCCCUCUGCAGUCUCAGGCUUCCAGGAAAGUUUGUCCCUUUGCUCUCCGCCGGGAGUCCUGCCGAGACGAGGAAGGCUGGUGAGGUGUGAGGCCCAACCCAGCAUGACAGAAGUUGGAGGUCUUUGGGGACUACAGCCCUGCUGGUGUGGCCAGGCCCCAAGUGUAGGAUGGGGCUUCCCAUACGAGGGCCAGUGGCAGCCAGGACUGAUGCAGCCCCCCUGAUCUGGGGCCGGGACACCAGCUGAGUAGGGCAGGAGUUUCUGAAGCUAUGGCUGGUGCCUCAGUGAAAGUGGCAGUAAGGGUCCGGCCCUUCAGUGCCCGUGAGACCAGCCAGGAUGCCAAGUGUGUGGUCAGCAUGCAGGGCAACACCACCUCCAUCAUCAAUCCCAAACAGAGCAAGGAUGCCCCGAAAAGCUUCACCUUCGACUAUUCUUAUUGGUCGCAUACUUCGGUGGAGGAUCCACAGUUUGCGUCUCAACAGCAGGUGUAUCGAGACAUUGGGGAAGAGAUGUUGCUGCAUGCCUUCGAAGGCUACAAUGUGUGCAUCUUUGCCUAUGGGCAGACGGGGGCUGGGAAGUCUUACACCAUGAUGGGGCGGCAGGAACCAGGGCAGCAGGGCAUUGUGCCUCAGCUCUGCGAGGACCUCUUCUCUCGUGUUAAUGUGAACCAGAACGCUCAGCUUUCCUAUUCUGUGGAGGUGAGCUAUAUGGAGAUCUAUUGCGAGCGAGUACGAGACCUCUUGAACCCCAAGAGUCGGGGCUCUCUGCGUGUCCGGGAGCACCCUAUACUGGGCCCCUAUGUGCAAGACCUGUCUAAAUUGGCUGUGACUUCCUAUGCAGACAUUGCCGACCUCAUGGACUGUGGAAAUAAGGCGCGAACUGUGGCUGCCACCAACAUGAACGAGACCAGCAGCCGCUCCCAUGCUGUCUUCACUAUUGUCUUUACGCAGCGCUCCCAUGACCAGCUCACUGGCCUGGAUUCAGAAAAGGUCAGUAAGAUCAGCUUGGUGGACCUCGCUGGGAGUGAGCGGGCUGACUCCUCAGGGGCCCGGGGUAUGCGGCUAAAGGAAGGCGCCAACAUCAAUAAGUCUCUGACUACUCUAGGGAAGGUGAUCUCAGCCCUGGCAGAUUUGCAAUCAAAGAAGCGGAAGUCAGACUUCAUCCCUUAUAGAGACUCUGUGCUCACCUGGCUGCUCAAGGAGAAUUUGGGUGGGAACUCACGCACAGCAAUGAUUGCAGCCCUGAGUCCUGCUGACAUCAAUUAUGAGGAGACACUCAGCACGCUCAGGUAUGCAGACCGCACCAAGCAGAUCCGAUGCAAUGCUGUCAUCAACGAGGACCCCAAUGCCCGGCUUAUCCGAGAGCUGCAGGAGGAGGUGGCGCGUUUGCGGGAGCUGCUGAUGGCCCAGGGGCUCUCAGCCUCUGCUCUAGGAGGUCUGAAGGUGGAAGAAGGCAGUCCUGGAGGUGCUCUGUCAGCUGCAUCCCCUCCCCCCGCCCCAGCUUCACCCUCGUCUCCUCCACACAAUGGGGAGCUGGAGCCCUCCUUCUCCCCCAGUGCUGAGCCCCAGAUUGGGCCUGAGGAGGCCAUGGAGAGGCUGCAGGAGACGGAGAAAAUUAUUGCCGAGCUGAAUGAGACUUGGGAGGAGAAGCUUCGUAAGACAGAAGCCCUGAGAAUGGAGAGAGAAGCGUUGCUGGCUGAGAUGGGCGUGGCUGUCCGGGAGGAUGGUGGUACUGUGGGUGUCUUCUCUCCAAAAAAGACUCCCCACCUGGUAAAUCUGAAUGAGGACCCCUUGAUGUCUGAGUGUCUUCUCUACCACAUCAAAGAUGGUGUCACCAGGGUUGGCCAGGUAGAUGUGGACAUCAAGUUGACUGGACAGUUCAUCCGGGAGCAACACUGCCUCUUCCGCAGCAUCCCCCAGCCUGACGGAGAAGUGAUGGUCACAUUGGAGCCUUGUGAAGGAGCUGAGACCUAUGUCAAUGGGAAGCUUGUGACGGAGCCGCUGGUGCUGAAGUCAGGAAACAGGAUCGUAAUGGGCAAGAACCACGUUUUCCGCUUCAAUCACCCUGAGCAAGCACGGCUCGAACGAGAACGAGGGGUCCCCCCACCCCCAGGACCUCCCUCCGAGCCCGUGGACUGGAACUUUGCUCAGAAGGAGCUGCUGGAGCAGCAAGGCAUAGAUAUCAAGCUGGAGAUGGAGAAGAGGCUGCAGGACCUGGAGAAUCAAUACCGGAAAGAGAAGGAAGAGGCUGACCUUCUGCUGGAGCAGCAGCGCCUGUACGCGGACUCUGACAGUGGAGAAGACUCUGACAAGCGCUCUUGUGAGGAGAGCUGGCGGCUGAUCUCCUCCUUGCGCGAGCAGCUGCCCCCUACCACAGUCCAGACCAUUGUCAAGCGCUGUGGCCUGCCCAGCAGUGGCAAGCGCAGGGCCCCUCGCAGAGUCUAUCAGAUCCCCCAGCGGCGGAGGCUGCAGGGCAAAGACCCCCGAUGGGCCACCAUGGCCGACCUGAAGAUGCAGGCCGUCAAGGAGAUAUGCUACGAGGUGGCCCUGGCCGACUUCCGUCACGGACGAGCAGAAAUCGAGGCCCUGGCUGCCCUCAAGAUGAGGGAGCUGUGUCGCACCUAUGGCAAGCCCGAGGGCCCCGGUGAUGCCUGGAGAGCCGUGGCCAGGGAUGUGUGGGAUACUGUGGGUGAAGAGGAAGGAGGUGGAGGUGGUGGAGGUGGCGGUGAGGAAGGAGCCCGUGGGGCAGAGGUGGAAGACCUCCGGGCUCACAUCGACAAGCUGACAGGAAUUCUCCAGGAGGUGAAACUGCAGAACAGCACCAAGGACCGCGAGCUGCAGGCCCUGCGGGACCGGAUGCUCCGCAUGGAGAGGGUCAUCCCGCUGACACAGGAUCUUGAGGAUGAUAAUGAAGACUCCAGUAUGGUCGCCUGGGCCCCCGCAGAAGGGUCAGAGGCAGUAGAGGAGGCAGUGCCCAAUGACCACUCACCAGCUGUUCAGCCCGCCUCACCACCCCUGUCCAGCUGGGAACGGGUGUCCAGGCUGAUGGAGGAGGACCCUGCCUUCCGUCGUGGCCGCCUUCGCUGGCUCAAGCAAGAGCAGCUGCGGCUGCAGGGACUGCAGGGCUCCGGGGGCCGGGGUGGGGGGCUGCGUAGGCCUCCAGCCCGCUUCGUGCCCCCCCACGACUGCAAGCUACGCUUCCCCUUCAAGAGCAACCCUCAGCACAGGGAGUCUUGGCCCGGAGUGGGGAGUGGAGAGGUCCCAGCUCCCCAGCCCCCCGAAGAGGUCACUGCUCCCCCAGCGCCCCCUGCCCGCAGGCCUCCAAGUCCCCGGAGGCCCCACCGUCCUCGCAGGAAUUCCCUAGAUGGAGGGAGCCGAUCUAGGGGAGGGGGUUCCACACAGCCGGAACCCCAGCACUUCCAGCCCAAAAAGCACAACUAUUAUCCCCAGCAGCCCCAACCUUACCCAGCCCAGCGGCCGGGGCCCCGCUACCCACCGUACACCACCCCUCCACGAAUGAGGCGGCAGCGCUCAGCCCCUGACCUCAAAGAGAGUGGAGCAGCUGUGUGAGUCCCUCGUGCUGGGCAGACAGGGCCUAGUGGGGCCCUCGGUAGGAGGAAGGUGCCCGAGAUGCUGCUUCCCCGAGAAGCCCUGGGGCAAGGAGGCCAGAAAGCAGAGAGCAAGAGAGAGAAGGUCUGAGUAGGUGAUAGAAGAGGCCGAGUGACUGAGCUGGAGGCUGAGGGAAGGCAGAGGGUGUGGAGUUGGCCAGGAGCAAACCAAAGUGAAGGAAGAGCCAUAGGAAGUCGCCUUGGGGCCCACCCGUUGCAGUGGGGAGGUCCCCACAAACGCUGCUAUGGGCGGGUGGGUGGGCUGGGGUCUGCAUAGCCAGUGUUUGACUUUCUUUUUGAGUGGGUGCAAAGGGGAGAGAACCAAGAGUGAGGUGGGUUCUCCUCCCCGGCUCUUGUCUGUCUGUCUGUCCAUCUGUCUGUCUGUGGUGGGUUUCUGUUUCCAGGGAGGUGUGGUGGAAUCCUAAGUCAUUCCCUUCCCCUUCCAGGCCUCCUGCUAUAUUUAGGGGACCUGUCUGGUUUGGCUGGAGUCCCAUGAGAAUGUGGGACCUCUUAAUAAAGGAUAGAAAAUGGGGAGCUUGUGGCUGGUUGGGUCUUAGAGGUACAGGUUGUAUGAGUAAAAUGCAUCAUUUUAC
Messenger RNA from Onychomys torridus (southern grasshopper mouse), 4545 nucleotides. RefSeq names its product kinesin family member 1C (gene Kif1c). The transcript has 24 exons. Gene Ontology annotation, molecular function: microtubule motor activity; ATP binding; microtubule binding. The coding region runs from base 615 to 3914 and encodes 1099 amino acids. The record is from RefSeq and is a predicted model, not a curated record. Gene Ontology annotation, biological process: microtubule-based movement. Lineage: Eukaryota; Metazoa; Chordata; Mammalia; Rodentia; Cricetidae.